Chelonus insularis is the source of this 1233-nucleotide messenger RNA. RefSeq names its product glutaminyl-peptide cyclotransferase-like. The record is from RefSeq and is a predicted model, not a curated record. Bases 104 to 1147 code for a protein of 347 amino acids. The transcript is spliced from 6 exons. Gene Ontology annotation, molecular function: glutaminyl-peptide cyclotransferase activity; zinc ion binding. NCBI's taxonomy places the organism in Eukaryota, Metazoa, Arthropoda, Insecta, Hymenoptera, Braconidae.
CUGUGUAUAUCUAUACAUUUUCUGGUUGCAGUAUGUUAAUGUCAAUCCGUGAUGCUUUCCAUCUAAAAGAAUUUAGUACUAUUGUAACUUUUAAGCUAGUAAAAUGCUUCGAAUGUGGUUGAUUCUUUUCAUAACAAUAACAAGUUGUAUAGCUCUUCAACAAAGCUUAAAAUCUUCUUUCCGGAAUGAGAAACAACUUCAUACAGCGAAAAGGCUCUCGGAUGAGGAAAUUAUUCGAUUAAAUGAUUUAACUAAUGUUACAAACAUUGAUGAAAUUUUGGACAACAUUUGUGUGGUAAGAAAUGUCGGAAGUCCAGGACAUGACAAAGUUAGGGAUUAUAUACAUAGGUCUAUGAAAGAUCUAGGCUGGAAUGUGGACAUAGACCAUUUCCAAAGCCCAACUCCAAUUUUUGGAGUACUUGAAUUUGAUAAUAUCAUAGCAACAUUAAAUCCAAAUGCUAGAAGAUAUUUAGCAUUAGCUUGUCAUUAUGAUUCUAAAUAUACUGAAGAGGGAAAUUUCGUAGGGGCUACAGAUAGUGCUGUACCCUGUACACAGCUAAUAAAUUUAGCUACUGUCAUGAAAAAACAAUUAGAACCUUUAAAAACUACAGACGUCAGUUUGAUGUUCAUAUUCUUUGAUGGUGAAGAAGCAUUUAAAAGUUGGGGACCGACUGAUUCAAUUUAUGGAGCUAGACACUUAGCUAAAAAAUGGCAUAAUAUUAAACGCACUUAUGGAACUGAAAAUGAUAUUAGUAACUUAGAUAGAAUGGACAUGCUGGUAUUAUUGGAUCUGAUAGGAGCUCCAGAUAUGUAUUUUUAUAGUUAUUUUGAUGAGACAGCUCGCUGGUAUUUACAACUCAUGCAAGCAGAAGAAAAAUUGAGUAAUUUAACAUUACUCCAAAAUUAUCCACAUGAUCUUUCAGAUCCAAAAUAUUUCAAACCUUACUCCGUUUCAUCUCAAGUUGAAGAUGAUCACAUACCUUUCUACAGUAGAAAUGUGCCUAUUCUUCAUAUAAUUCCGUCGAAAUUUCCUUCAUUUUGGCAUCGUCCAGAAGAUAAUAGAUCUAAUAUUGACAUGGUAACAAUAGAAAAUUUAAAUAAAAUUUUACGAGUAUUUAUUGCUGCAUAUUUUGCACUUGAUGUGUAAACUAAUAAUAAAUUUAUGACAUUUUUACUCUUUUUUGACAUGUACAUAUUUUCGUUUUUACGUAAAAAUUAUUUAAUGGAUCGAUA